AUGGCUCCCGCACGAGACGACGAGUUGUUCACACCAACAAAUGGCAGCCCAGAAAUCAUCAGCACCAAGGCCAAAGCUGGUGAUGGUCGGUUGAUGCAUCGGUCUCUGAUUCAGCACCCGUCAAUGGUUGCUUCAGCAAGUGGAAUUGAAUUGACUCUCGCAAACGGCAAAACAGUCAUCGACGCGUGUGGUGGUGCGGCAGUGGCGCUUAUCGGCCACGGCAAUGAGGAAGUUAUCGAAGCCAUAACGAACCAAGCAAGGAAAGUCAGCUAUGUUCACACACAAGCAUACACCACUCAGCCAGCGGAAGAUCUGGCGAAUAUAAUUCUCGAGGGCAACCCUCAUGGGCUUGAAAAGGCCUUUUUCGUUUGCAGUGGAAGCGAGGCCGUUGAGUCAGCGCUGAAGCUUGCCCGCCAGUACCAUUUUGAGAAUGGGGAGCCUCAGAGGCUUCAUUUCAUUGCAAGACGCCAAGCUUAUCAUGGCAACACAAUUGCGACGAUGUCAGUCUCAACAGUUGAAGCACGAAAGGUUCCUUACCAAAGCUUCAACUACCCUCACGUAUCCUAUGUUUCACCGGCGUAUGCCUACCAAUACCAGCGGAAAGACGAGACCGAGACAGAUUUCACAGCUAGACUGCUGGCAGAAGUUGACGCGGAAUUUCAGCGCGUUGGCCCUGAGAAGGUCAUUGGAUUUGUUGCAGAGACAAUGGUCGGCGCAACUGCGGGAUGCGUUGCGCCACCUGCUGGAUACCUCAAGGGCGUGCGGGAUAUCUGCAACAAAUACGGCGCCCUUUUAAUUUUAGAUGAGGUUAUGUGUGGCACCGGCAGGACUGGCACGUUCUUUGCGUUUGAGCAAGAAGGUGUUGUCCCUGAUAUCACAACCAUUGCAAAGGGUCUAGGAGGAGGGUAUGGCCCCAUUGCCGGAGUCCUGAUGCAUGAGAGAGUCGUCACCGCAUUGAGACAGGGCUCUCAAGCUUUCAACCACGGACACACAUACCAGGCCCAUCCUAUUGCAUGUGCGGCCGCACUCGCGGUUCAAAAGAUUCUUAAGCGGGAGAACCUUGUGAAUCGGUGUGCACAGCUGGGCAAGACUCUUGAGAACUUGCUGCGAGCUGAGCUGAAGGGUUGUAGGUCUGUAGGUGACAUCAGAGGCAGAGGUUUGUUCUGGGGAGUUGAGUUCGUCAAAGAUCAAGAUAGUAGAGAAACCUUCGAUCCAAAGCAACGCUUCGGCCUUCGAGUUCAAGAAAGGGCUUUCGAGAAGGGAGUUGCUUUGUAUCCAGGAGCAGGAACUGUAGACGGAAAGAGAGGAGACCAUGUGCUGCUGGCCCCACCAUUCACUACGACAGAGGAGCAGUUACGAAAGAUUUGCAGAGUAUUCAAGGAGGCAGUAGAGGAGAUCGAGGCGGAAACUUUUUGA
Molecule: messenger RNA, 1416 nt
Organism: Colletotrichum truncatum
Lineage: Eukaryota; Fungi; Ascomycota; Sordariomycetes; Glomerellales; Glomerellaceae
Product: acetylornithine aminotransferase
Cellular component (GO): cytosol
Molecular function (GO): pyridoxal phosphate binding; transaminase activity
Source: RefSeq, a predicted model, not a curated record